AUCACCAGCUGUUCCGGCUACUCGCGCACACCUACACCCUUAAUAGGUAUAUUAUCAUUGCGAAAACCAAGUGCAACAGCAGUCCGCCAGCCAGCCAAAGCAGCAAAUGCGUCGCCAGCAGUGGAAGAUGGAUCAAUAGAGUGUGAGUCUGCAACCUCUGACCGCUAAUUGGAUUCCCUUGGGCGCCCUGCCCAGCUGGAAACGGAAAUCGCCGACCAGCUCGGCUCAGAAAAUCACUUGCGAGAUACACAACAAAAAGGCGAAAAGUGAGCAUGAAGGCUAGCAAGACACGGGCUGUGCGUCUCACCAGUUUGACGGAGGACGUGGCCGGCGUUCCGGAGGAUGCACCAUUCCGGGCACGUCUGCACAUCCUCUUCGCCCAGAUUGAGCGGGAGUUUGAGCAAUUAUAUCUGGAGAACCAGGCCCUUCAGGAGAAGCUUGAUAUAGCCACCACCGCCAAGGAGUCAUUGAUUCCACCCGAGGCCAGAUCCGCAGCAGGAGGAUCACUGAGCACUCAAGCCUCAUCAACAGCUUUGGCCACGCCUGCCACACAGGUAGAUGAAGGGGCAGGCAGCUUCCUGGCUGCCGCAUCCAGCACACACAAGAGCUUGAAGGCAAAACUAAGCAGCGCUACCGGCGGCAGCAAAGCUAAGGCCAGCAACAAGAUCAAGGCCCAGACCAGCCGCAUCGUUUCGAGCUUUAAGGCGCCCACGGUGGUCAGCACAGUGGUACGAGAAUUCGGCGGCCACAAGGAUGGCAUCUGGCAGGUUGCCGCCAAGGCGGGACAGCCCAUUAUUGGCACUGCCUCCGCUGAUCACACGGCCUGCAUCUGGGGCGUGGAGAGUGCCAGGUGUCUGUUGCAGUACCAAGGGCACGCCGGCUCCGUAAACUCUAUCAAGUUCCAUCAGCAGCGAGAUCUCGUGCUCACCGGCAGUGGUGAUGGGACUGCCCACAUCUGGCAGGCUGCCGUCAACUGGGAAGUGCCGAAGAAGGGCCAUUCUUCAGAGGAGGAACUGGACGAUAGUGAUGAACAGGUGGAGGAUCGCGAUCGUGUGGACACCUUGCGCACUCCGCUCUGCGAGUUCACAGGCCCCGGAGGUCAUCUUUCAGUGGUUGUAGCCGCCGAUUGGCUCUCUUCGAUGGAUCAAAUCAUAACUGGCAGCUGGGAUCGGACUGCUAUCCUAUGGGACGUGGAGUCAGGCCAACCACUGCAGCCGCUCACUGGGCACGACCACGAACUCACUCACGUGUCGGCACAUCCCACCCAACGCCUGGUGGUCACCGCUUCCAGGGACACAACGUUCCGUCUGUGGGACUUCAGAGAGUCAAUUCCAGUGGUCUCCGUCUUCCAAGGGCAUACGGAAACGGUUACGUCCAGUGUGUUCGCACGGGACGACAAGGUGGUGUCCGGGUCAGAUGAUCGCACAAUUAAGGUCUGGGAGCUGCGCAACAUGCGAUCCGCCUUGGCCACCAUCCGAACAGAUUCCUCGGUCAAUCGGUUGGCGGUCUCCACUGGAGGAAUUAUCGCCAUACCGCAUGACAAUCGGCAGAUCCGUCUGUUUGAUUUGAACGGGCAGAGAAUCGCCCGAUUGCCGCGAACCAGUCGGCAGGGCCACCGACGGAUGGUAUCGUCUGUAGCGUGGGCGGAGGAACCGCUGCUCGACUGCGACCUCUUCUCCUGUGGCUUCGAUCGUCGCGUAUUCGGCUGGUCCAUCGUUCUACCGAAGGACAAUUGAAGGCGGCUGAAGCGGAGAGCUGCGCCAAAGAAAUGAGGAGGUGCAGCCCGCGAAAUCCGAAACAUCUCUCGAACAAAGCAUCUCCAAAGCGAUGCUUAUACUUAUAUGUAACCGUUUAUCAUAGAUCAAGUAUUAUGCAGACACUGUUCCGGAUGUUCUACUAUCUAGGUGUCGCCCACUGAGUGUAAUUAUCGUUGCUUUUUGCCAAAUAGUCGUGGCGUAGCGUGCUGCACGAACUACAUUUUAUCAUUGUUAUUGGCUAUAUGCGUUGGGAUUGGGCAAAAGGGAUCGGAGUGCAGAGCUUCCGAUGUCCAGCUUCGAUUUUAUCUGUGUUUUACUACCAUUAUACAUAUUAUAGACGUCUAAGCCUUUAACGCUUUAGUCAACAUGAAUAAACAUAAUCAAGCACCCUA
Messenger RNA from Drosophila yakuba, 2149 nucleotides. It is a transcript of the gene Wdr37, whose product is annotated as WD repeat-containing protein 37. Gene Ontology annotation, cellular component: preribosome, large subunit precursor. Gene Ontology annotation, molecular function: protein binding. Bases 273 to 1736 code for a protein of 487 amino acids. NCBI's taxonomy places the organism in Eukaryota, Metazoa, Arthropoda, Insecta, Diptera, Drosophilidae. The record is from RefSeq and is a predicted model, not a curated record. The transcript has 3 exons.